This is a messenger RNA of Dendrobium catenatum, 1185 nucleotides long. Its product is annotated as cinnamoyl-CoA reductase 1. The record is from RefSeq and is a predicted model, not a curated record. Gene Ontology annotation, molecular function: oxidoreductase activity, acting on the CH-OH group of donors, NAD or NADP as acceptor. NCBI's taxonomy places the organism in Eukaryota, Viridiplantae, Streptophyta, Magnoliopsida, Asparagales, Orchidaceae. Bases 1 to 954 code for a protein of 317 amino acids. The transcript is spliced from 6 exons.
AUGAAUAUAGUAUUCUACAAGAUUGGCUUCAUCGGAUCCUGGCUCGUCCGUCUUCUCCUGGAUCGUGGUUACACUGUCCAUGCCACUGUCCAAAACCUCCAGGAUGAUGCCGAGACAAAGCACCUCGAAGCCCUAGAAGGCGCUCCGGAGCGACUCCGCUUAUUCCAGCUUAAUCUCCUCGACCCUGCCUCGAUAGUCGCCGCCCUCCGCGGUGCUACUGGUGUCUUCCAUCUCGCAUCUCCAUGCAUCGUUGAUCGCGUUCACGAUCCUGAAGCCCAGCUGCUUGAACCCGCGGUGAAGGGCACGCUCAACGUGCUUCGGGCGGCACAUGAUGGGGGCGCUCGCCGGGUGGUGGUAACCUCGUCUAUCUCGGCGAUCAUGCCUAGCCCCGGAUGGCCGACGGACGUCGUGAAGGACGAGAAUUGCUGGACUGAUCUUGAAUAUUGCCGCGAGAACGGGAUCUGGUAUCCGGCUUCAAAGACUAUGGCUGAGAAGCAAGCGUGGGACUUUGCCAAGGAGAAUGGGUUGGAUUUGGUGGUGGUGAAUCCAGGAACUGUAAUGGGACCUAUCAUCCCGCCAAGUAUCAAUGCCAGCAUGUUGAUGCUGCUUCGACUUCUGCAAGGGUGCACUGAACACUAUGAGGACUUUUACAUGGGUUCUGUUCAUGUCAAAGAUGUUGCGCUUGCGCAUAUUCUUUUAUAUGAAAAUCCAUCUGCGUCUGGGAGGCAUCUUUGUGUUGAAAGCAUAAUUCAUUUCAGCGACUUUGCUUCAAAAGUUGCAGAACUUUACCCAGAAUACAAUCUACCGAAGUUCCCCAAGGAUACCCAACCUGGACUGUUGAGGGCCCAAUAUCCUUCAAAGAAACUGAUUAACUUGGGCUUGCAAUUCGUUCCAAUUGAGCAAAUCAUAAAGGACGCUGUUGAAAGCUUAAAGAGCAAAGGUCACAUAUCUUGAAAGAUAUAUAUAUAUGGUAUUGCGGUCUCGUUUCAUCGGCCUUCAGGAUGGACUGUUUUAAUCUAGUUUAAAAAGUUUGCAGUGUUGGUGGAGUUCAAUCUGCAUGAGCUCACCAUUAGACAAUCAAUAUAUGGAGGAACUUUAUACUGGAGGAAUAUUUUGAGUAAGUGAAAUAACACGUUAAAUAUCGUGCUAGUACCUGUCUGUCUAUGAACUAGGUCAGUAUUAUUA